AUGGCUCCCGAUCUAAUUCAAAACGCGAACAAUAUUCUAAACAGUUCUAGUGAUAGUUUUAUAAAUCAACUUGUUGCAAGUAAUUCUUAUAGCCUAAGCCGUACAGAGCUUGUUGUAAAUAGCAGAAUUUUUGACAUAAAACUGAAUAGUGGAAAGGAAAAAAUUAUAGAGCUUGGCGCCGGAGGCUCUAAAAUUGAAAUAACGAAGCUGGAUAAAAAGAUGCUUCAUCAAGUGACACGCCCAAAAGUUCUGAAAAACCACGAGUCCAAGGAAUAUUUGUAUGAUCGACUGUACGAUACCAGAUGCCCGAGAGUACCCACGCUAUGCAACGAGAGGGCAUGCCUUGGAAGUUUGAUGGCGAUUCCGGGUCGCGGUGACGUGCCAAGAAACCCUGAAGAGGUCCUUAACGAUGCUAAGGACUUUCUUGGACAGUAUUUUGCGUCUAUACGUAGGGCCAAUACACCAGCUCAUGAAGCAAGAUGGAAAGCGGUCCAAGAAGAAGUUGCAAAGACAGGAACGUAUCAAUUCACCACCACUGAAUUAGUAUUUGGAGCUAAGCUUGCAUGGAGAAAUGCUAGCAGAUGUAUUGGCAGAAUACAGUGGUCCAAGUUACAGGUAUUCGAUUGCAGACAGGUGACUACAACCAGCGGGAUGUUUGAAGCUCUCUGCAAUCAUAUUAAAUAUAGCACAAACAAAGGAAACAUAAGGUCAGCUAUUACUGUAUUCCCACAACGUACGGACGGUAAGCACGAUUACAGGAUAUGGAAUAGCCAGUUAAUAAGCUACGCCGGCUACAAGCAACCGGAUGGCACAGUACUGGGAGAUCCGAUGCAUUGCGAAUUCACAGAGUUGUGUCUCAAGCUGGGAUGGAAACCGCCCCGAACCGCCUGGGACAUAUUGCCGCUGGUGUUGUCUGCUAAUGGAAAGGAUCCGGACUACUUUGAGAUCCCUCGGGACCUUGUCAUGGAAAUACAGAUGACCCAUCCGACAUACGAAUGGUUCGAAGAACUAGAACUACGUUGGUACGCCUUACCCGCGGUCUCCAAUAUGCGAUUCGAUUGCGGGGGUAUCGAGUUCACUGCGAACGCUUUCAACGGCUGGUACAUGAGCACUGAAAUAGGAUGUCGCAACUUUUGCGACAACAAUCGUCUUAAUAUGCUGGAAAAAGUUGCACAGAAAAUGGGUCUGGAUACAAGAACGCCGGUGAAUCUGUGGAAAGACAAGGCUCUAGUGGAAGUGAACGUUGCGGUCCUACAUAGCUUCCAACAACAAAAUGCUACAAUUGUGGACCACCACACAGCCUCGGAGAGUUUUAUCAAGCAUUUAGACAAUGAGAAUAGAUUGCGCUCUGGUUGUCCAGCAGACUGGAUUUGGAUUGUACCGCCAAUGUCAUCAUCAAUUACACCAGUAUUUCAUCAAGAGAUGGCACUGUAUUACUUACGACCCGCCUAUGAAUAUCAGGAACCAGCUUGGAAGACGCAUCAGUGGCAAAAAUCGAAGCCGAUAAGUGGAAAGCGGGCUAUUAACAGAAAAUUUCACUUCAAGCAAAUUGCACGCGCCGUCAAAUUCACAUCAAAACUAUUUGGCAGAGCUCUCUCUAAGAGGAUUAAAGCAACGGUUCUGUACGCAACCGAGACUGGAAAGUCUGAGCAGUACGCUAAGGAGCUAGGGGUCAUUUUUGGCCAUGCUUUCAAUGCUCAGGUACACUCUAUGGCGGAUUAUGAUAUAACAUCUAUAGAACAUGAAGCAUUACUACUUGUUGUGACCUCGACAUUUGGAAAUGGCGAUCCACCAGAAAACGGCGUGGCGUUUGGUGAACAUCUGUGCGAAAUUUUAUACGCUGAUCAAGUUGCAGGAGAAGAAUCCACUGGGAGCUCACACGUGCUGACACCAAAGUCUUUUAUUAAAGUUAACAGUCAACUUGAACUUCAACGCUUUGCCUCUAGUAAUCCGAAACAACUGAGCAGAUUGGAAUCCCUAAAAGGAAGUGCAAAUGAUGCCACUUCAAUUGAUAAUUUUGGUCCAUUAAGCAAUGUGCGCUUCGCCGUAUUUGCUCUUGGAUCAAGCGCUUAUCCAAACUUUUGCAACUUUGGCAAAUAUGUGAACAAGUUGCUUGGUGAUCUUGGUGGUGAGCGAAUUCACGAAAUUGCCACUGGAGAUGAAAUGUGUGGUCAAGAUCAAGCUUUCCGGAAAUGGGCCUCUAGCGUAUUUAACGUAGCAUGUGAAACUUUCUGCUUAGACGACGAUGAGACUCUGCAAGAGGCAAAAAGAGCUUUAGGCUCUGUUACGUUAAGUGAGGAAACAGUAAGAUUUACACGUCCAACUGGUCGCCCUUUAGCAUUACCGGCAGCGUUGCAAUCUGCAUUGAACCGACAACUAGUGAUUUGCGUUGUCAAAGCUAACAAGGAUUUGGGCGAUUCUACGGCGGAAAGAUCUACAAUAUUUAUAGAUUUGGAACCAAAGAAUGAAAUCAAAUACGAUCCGGGAGACCACGUUGGUAUUAUUGCUUGUAAUCGUAAGGAGUUAGUUGAUAAUUUAUUGGCGCGAUUGAAAGACGUUAGCGAUUAUGAUGAGCCCGUGCAAUUACAACUAAUGAAAGAGACUCACACUUCAAGUGGACCUGUUAAAUCUUGGGAGCCACAUGAAAAACUACCUGCUGUAAGCGUACGAGAACUGUUUACGCGAUUCUUAGAUAUAACUACUCCACCAACCACAAUUCUUUUGCAAUAUUUAGCGAAGACUUGUGAAAAUGAAGACGAACGAAGGCAACUAAACCUUCUGGCAACAGACCCCGCAGCCUAUGAAGAUUGGCGUCAUUUUCAUUUCCCGACACUUUCUGAAGUAUUAGAUCAAUUUCCAUCGGCCAUGCCAAGUGCAUCUUUGUUGGCUGCCUUAUUAUCUCCAUUGCAGCCAAGGUUCUAUUCGAUCUCAUCUUCUCCUAUUGCUCAUCCAAAACGAUUACAUCUUACCGUUGCUGUGGUUACGUAUAGAACACAAGAUGGUGAAGGUCCUGUCCAUUAUGGUGUUUGCUCAAAUUAUCUUAUGGAUCGUAAACCCGGCGAUGAGAUUUAUCUAUUCAUACGAAGUGCUCCAAAUUUCCAUCUACCACAAGAUUUAUCAGUUCCUCUUAUACUGAUUGGCCCUGGAACUGGUAUAGCACCAUUCCGAGGAUUUUGGCACCACCGUAAAGCUCAACUAAACUCCCGAACACGUUCUUCCGCCGGUCCUGUCUGGUUGUUCUUUGGUUGUCGAACAAGAACAAUGGACUUGUACAGAGAAGAAAAAGAGCAAGCACUUAAAGAAGGUGUACUGUCGAAAGUUUUUCUCGCACUAUCACGGGAGAAAAAUAUUCCGAAAAUGUAUGUACAAGAAUUGGCAGAAAAUGAAGGUUUUGAAAUAUACGAUCUGCUGGUUAAUCGAGGCGCGCAUUUCUAUGUCUGUGGUGAUUGCAAAAUGGCCGAGGACGUUCAUCAGAAGUUAAAAGGAAUAAUCAAAAAGCAUGGCGGAAUGACCGAUGAACAAGUUCAGAGUUUUAUGUUUUUACUUAAGGAAGAAAAUCGCUACCACGAAGACAUAUUCGGCAUCACACUACGUACUGCUGAAGUACACAGCGCUUCUCGGGAAUCAGCUCGAAGGAACCGCGUGGCUGCCCAACCAUGA
This is a messenger RNA of Parnassius apollo (apollo), 3660 nucleotides long. The record is from the annotation of a GenBank genome assembly. NCBI's taxonomy places the organism in Eukaryota, Metazoa, Arthropoda, Insecta, Lepidoptera, Papilionidae.